This is a messenger RNA of Closterium sp. NIES-65, 1287 nucleotides long. The record is from the annotation of a GenBank genome assembly. Lineage: Eukaryota; Viridiplantae; Streptophyta; Zygnematophyceae; Desmidiales; Closteriaceae.
AUGGAUAGAAAAGACAUCGAGAUCGAGCGUCUCACAGCUGAGCUCCUGUUCAAAGAAGAGGAGAUGGAGCAGACUCGCAAGCAGCGAGAGGAGGAGGAGCGAAGGCGGCAGGCAGCAGAGGCUGAAGCGAGGGAGUUGAAAGAAAAGAUGGCAAAGGCUGUGACAGAGAGAUCACCGCCUGUUGGGUGUACCGUGAGAGUUGGCAAGUACGGUAGAUUGAGCAUGGGAGGGGGGUCGGAGGAGAAGAGCCAGGAGGAGCAGAGGCUGGAAAGGAGAGAGGGUGAGGGGAAUCAAGCAAGUGGGAGGAAGCAGGGGAAUGAUGACGUGGCAGUGGUGGAAGUUGACAGGGAUGAUGCCGGCACUGACUCAGCGCAUGGCCACAGUGACUCAGCACGCAGAUUCGAUGAGUCAAGGCCCAUGAUGCGUGACUCAGCAGAGCACUGCCGGUUUGUGGCAUCACAGCUGAUAGCGCACUGUCCUCGAGACUUUCUAUCCCUGGUUGCAGCACCCACUGCCGCUCACUGCCUCCCCCUUGUUGCAACGCCCAAUGCCGCUCACUUCCCGCCCACCCUCGUUGCAACUCUCCCUUCCACUCGCUGCCUCCCAUUCGUUGCAAGGCCCACUGCAACAGAGCCACAGAUGACGCACAGAGGUUCUCUUUCAGACCCUCGCAUGCUCUGUCACACCACCACACACGCACAGGCACACAGCCCUGGCUUGUCACGUCUUCUUCUUUCCGUAGACGCGGCAAGGGAAUCUGCUGUUGCGCUGGGACGGAGAGGUGGAGAGGAGGUGCGGAAUGUGAGAGCGGGUGGGGAUGCGAGGUGCGCGGUUGUGCAGCGGCGACUGCAAGACGGCUUUUCGAAUCUUCCACAUUGCUCUCAACGCUUUCGCCCGCGCCGUCACCCCCUUCCCUCCCCAUGUCUUUCCCACACUCGCUGCCCUCGCAAAUUCCAGCUACUGAUUGGUAUCGACUCGCCCUGCCAUUUCUUCUCCACGCUGCUGGACUUUGCCUGCACACAAGCACCUGUGUCUCAGUCGUCUCGCCUGCAAGCAUGGCAAGCCUUCCCCGUUCUGGUUGAAAUGGACCACACCUGUCGCUCUCUUCUACCCUCUGCUGCCUUUCAGUUGACUCUGAUUUCUCCCUUGUUUUUUUGGCCUCCUCCUUCGCACCCCUUCCCCUUCUUCCCUUUCCAGCCCCCCCGCCUGCAAGCGUGGCAAGCCCUCUCCGUUCUGCUUCGAGUGGACCACACCUGCCGCUCCCUUCUGCUCUCUGCUGCCGUUUGA